Beta vulgaris subsp. vulgaris (sugar beet) is the source of this 3115-nucleotide messenger RNA. RefSeq lists its product as uncharacterized. Gene Ontology annotation, cellular component: plasma membrane. The transcript is spliced from 5 exons. Lineage: Eukaryota; Viridiplantae; Streptophyta; Magnoliopsida; Caryophyllales; Amaranthaceae. The record is from RefSeq and is a predicted model, not a curated record. The coding region runs from base 127 to 2832 and encodes 901 amino acids. Gene Ontology annotation, molecular function: protein phosphatase regulator activity; protein phosphatase 1 binding.
AAAGAUGAACAAGGGCCACAAGUAACAGUAUAAAUCAAAGAAACAAUGAUUAAAUAUUGAGGAUGAAAACACCAAUCAAUUAAGAAAAACAGCAAAAACUGUUUCUUUUUUUCAGCCAAAAAAAACAUGGAAAAUUUAGAAAUGGAAAGAGAGCUUUACAAUGCAGCAGUGAGAGGCGACCUACACAGCUUCAUUAUUAAAAGAAACAAUGAAAUAGAAAGUGGAAGUGAUGAAUAUUUUCUAAGGCAGAGCUUCCCUCAGCAAAACAAUAUCCUUCACUUAGCAAUCCGACGUGAGCAAUAUUUGUUGAUAAAAGCAGCAGCUUUGAUGGGGUUAUUACCAAGAACAACCAUGGAUAAGUUGAUAAAUCAGCGCAACUACGACGGAAACACCCCUCUCCAUGUCGCGGCCGAGGUCGGCAACGUCUCGAUUUGUAAGGUAUUCCUACACGAAUACAACUACAAGACGGUGGCGGACAAGGCGGGGCCGUGGAGGGUGGAGAAUGUACACGGCAACACGCCACUACAUGUUGCACUUAUUUAUGGUAACGUCGAGGUUGCCGCAUUGUUGGUCCAGGAGUAUCCUCACCUGGCUCGUGUUAUUAACAAAUCCAAGGAGACGCCUCUCCAUCUUAUAACCUACCAAGAUAUUGAUAUACCAAUCAAGGAAGAAGAAGAAGCCACUUCGGCAUAUCUUGGGUUAAUAAAAUUGCUGGUAGAGAAAGAAAGUUGUGUAACAUGUUGGCGUGAUGCAAAUGGUUUGACUCCUCUACAUAGAGCAGCGUCAAUAACCUCAGCCUACAAUCUCCCGAUCAUUAGACUCAUACUUGAGCAAUGCCCACAGUCUGCAGAGGUGCGUGAUAGUUCCGGCAUGACCAUCUUACACCUUCUGAAAUGGAUACCGAGCUACAAAGCAGGUGAAGAAUUGCUUAAAAUUCCAGAAAUACAUGAUCUGAAGAAUUACCAGGAUAACCAAGGAAAUACACCAUUACAUAUGGCAGUAAAAAAUCAGAACCUUAACUUGGUGCGAGUUCUUUUGGCUUCCUCCGCCAAAUUAAGCAUCAGAAAUAAGGAUGGCAUUUCAGCUGCAUAUUUGAUUCAAGAACAAAUUCAGAUUAUCAUGGAGAAAAGAGAAAUGACAAUGGAGGAAUGUAGAGCAAUAGAAAUGGCAUCUAUACCCUAUUUAACUGAAAGAUUGCACAAGUUUGGGAUGAAUUUCUUAUUUUCAUUAGAUUCCAAAGGGAGGAAUAUAGUUCAUAAGUUAAUGAACAUAAACAGGGGAACUCUUAUAGUACAAACUGAUGUUGUUAAUUUCAUAGAACAAGUGCUUGACAUUUUUCCAGCACUUGUUUGUCAAGUAGACAUUAACGGGGACACUCCACUUCAUAUCUUAGUUCGAAAUCCUUUCAAUACCAUGAUCCGUAUCCCUGUUCCGAGUACGCAACAGAACAACUAUAAUCUGUCAUCGUUGUCAACAUUAGAGCUUUUGCCCAAGUUAUUAGAGCUAUGUCGUACUUAUUUCCAGAUAGCGGAAGCAGGGGUGAAUGUGAAAGGAAGCCACUAUGAUCCGCCAUGGUUGAUGCAAAACGUCGAAGGAAAUACGCCUCUUCAUGAAGCUUUCAUGGCAGAUAGUGAUACAAAUAUGGUGAGGACAUUGUUAACUUUGGAUAUCGAUAUCACUUCUAAGUUACUCAAUAAACGUGAACAAACACCUCUCCAUCUUUUAGCUGGACGUUCCCAAGAAGUGGAGCCACUAGAGAGGGAAGUGAUAAUAUCACUAGUGAAAGCAAAUGAAGGAGCAGCUUUUUCCCUUGAUAAAGAUGGCCUAACCCCGUUUCUCAGAGCUGUUAAAAUUGGUAACCUGAGUACAAUUGCAACACUGAAUGCUCUUUCUCCAGAGGCCACACCCAUGGGUGACGCCAAUAACGGCGAGACACUGUGGCAUCUGCUUCUAAAUCAUGCUGCAUACUCUACAUGGCGUCUUGUUCGAUCAGAUCCGUAUAUGAGAAGUCUAUUAGUACUACAAGAUAAUGAAGGUAACACAGCAUUGCAUCUUGCGAUUGAACGUCGACUUUUUCAACAUGCCAUCUAUUUUCUAGACUCAGAGACAUCCCCGAAAGCUAGACAAAAAUGGAUGAUGGAACUUCUACAGAUAGAAACUAAGGGUGGUAUUACUCCUAGCGAUUUAAUAAGAUCUGCACUACAAGUACCUGAGAAUUUUGAAGAGUUCAUGAAAGAUGAACCUACAAUGAUAGGUAUUCGAAGCGUGUGGGAAGUUCCUACAAUGCAAAUGACUGAAUAUGCAGACACAAUGGGUGUAACAGCAGCACUAUUGACAACAAUAACAUUCACAGCAGCAUUCACUGUUCCUGGUGGAGUAGUCCAAGAUAAAGGAACUCCACUACUGAUGAAAAAUGCAGCGUUUCAGAUUUUUCUGAUUUCAGAUAUAUUGGCUAUGUGCCUAUCCAUGAUGGUCUUAUUUUGUCUCCUUUGGGUAGUGGCUUGUGCGGAUAAAGGCAAAGCCGUGGUGUUGAUGGAUUUCAGCAUUAUAUUGCUCCUACUAUCAUUUUACACAACUCUUCUCACUUUUAUGGCGGGUUUGUAUGCUACCGUCUUUCCUUCAGAUCCUUGGAUCGCGAUCAUCACUUUGGUUCUAUGCUCUUUGUUGAUGCUUCUCAUGGACAAACAUCUUGUCAUGGGGUGUUUGGUUCCAUUUGGGAGAUUUGUACUUCUUUUUGGUCAGAAGUUUUUGCGGUAUGUCCGAUCACCUAUGAAAAUCUUAGAUCUUAUCCGACCAUGUUGCAGCACUAAAUUGUUGCACGAUUGCCAGUAAUUAUGCCUCUUUUAGUAACCACUCUUCCGCGGAUCUACAUUCGACAACCUAUAUUUUAAAGUGUGUAAGGAUAAUAGAUUGAGAUUUGUAUUUAUAUGAGUAAUAAUCAGUCUGCCUUUUCUAAUGGGGAAUUUAGAUGAGGAUUAUUCCUAGUUUAAUAUGCUAUCAUAUAGAAUAAUCUCAAAAUUUUGAACUAUGAAAAACAUAGUUUCUUCUCUAUUGCCCAUCUGUGGAGAUAUGUAUUGUUGGAUUUUAUCCAAGUUGAACGCGAAGGUUUAUUGUU